AUGGGAGGAGAAAGAAAAGGUGGCAAGGGGAAGAGAAAGAAGAGGUUUGUACUGUCCAUUUUCAUGCAAGCAAACGGUGUGGAUAUGUUGUUGAUGGCUCUGAGGUUCAUCGGAGCCGUUUGUGACGGCUUCACUGCUCCUAUAGUGGUGCUUGUGAUGGAAUUCAGUGAUAAUGUUUUACAUAUCUGGUGCCAGCGAAUAUUGUACAAGAAGGCUGGAACAACUACGGAACAUGCAAUCUCUUUUAUAAGAACUGUUUAUUCAUUUGUUGGUGAAACUAAAACCAUCAACGAGUUCUCGUCGGCCCUAGAAGGCUUAGUCAGUUGGGGCCUAGGGGUAAAGCAAGGCUUGGCUAAAGGAUGGGCCAUUGGAAGCAGCAACAUUACUUAUGCUAUUUGGUCUUUCAUUGCUUAUUAUGAUACUAGAUUAGUCAUGUACCAUGGUGCUCAAGGAGGAACCGUGUAUGCAGUCGGUGCCUCUAUUGCCAUUGGAUUGUUCUUGAUCAGGGCAUUAAGAACUGGUUUAUCUAACCUCAACUCCAUAUCUGAAGCAAAGUCAACAGGAAAGCGUAUAAUGGAGGUAAUAAAAAGAAUUCCCAAGAUUGAUUAAGAAAACUUGGAAGGCCAAAUCCUGGAGAAUGCUUCAGGUGAAGUUGAGUUUAGGCACGGAGAAUUUGCAUACCCAUCAAGGCCUGAAACCAUAAUCUUCAAAGGCUUGUGCCUAAAGAUUCCAGCAGGAAAGACAAUGAACGUAGUGGGUGGUAAUGGCUCAGGGAAAUCCACAGUAAUUUCACUUUUACAAAGGUUUUAUGACCCACUUGGAGGUGAAAUUCUUCUUGAUGGAGUUGCCAUUGAUAAAUUAAAAGUCAAGAGGUUUGGGGGCAGUUUAUUAGAAGGCCAUCUCAAGUUUAAAGGGUGUGCAAGAAUAAAGAAGGGCAGCAGGGCAUCAAUCCCAGGUAGUGGAGAAUCAAUAGAGACUCAAGAAGCUGAGCAGCUGUUUAUGGCUUCAGGAUGUGUAGCUAAUUGUGAUCAAGAGGUGUGGUUAAUUGACAGUGGUUGCACCAACCAUAUGACUCCCAACCUUGGUCAUUAUGUGAACUUGGAUCAGAGUUAUCGAUCCAAAGUGAAGAUAGGAAAUGGAGAGCUGCUGGAGGUCAGAGGCAAGGGAAAUGUUUCUGUCCAAACCAAGUCAGAAUGUGAUGUGAAUGAGUUAAAAGAGUUAGAAUGCAAGGAAAAAGCUUCCCGGUUGAGUGGGGAAAAACCAACAAGCUACAAUGAGGCAGUCAAAUCUGAUGCUUGGAGAAGCUGCAAUGGAGGAGGAGUUCUCUUUAAUAGUGAAGAACAAGUUACAGAUAUAAUGACCAAGAUCUCUUUUAUAAGAACUGUUUAUUCAUUUUCAACAGGAAAGCGUAUAAUGGAGAUGCUAGGAAAGGCCCAGGAAGGACCAAGAAUGGAGAGUGUCAAACAGUCACGGUAUUCUGGAAUAGGCCUUGCCUUCUCACAAAGCCUAACAUCUUGCACUUGGGCUUUGGAUUUUUGGUACGGUGGCAAACUCCUGAAAGAGGGCUACAUCACUUCCGAGGGCUUUUUGCAGACCUUCAUGAUCCUACUGAGCAGUGGCUAUCUCAUAGCUACUGCUGGAAGCAUCACCACAGAUCUUGCCAGAGGCUCAGAUGCUGUAAGGUUAGUCUUCGCUAUAUUGGAGCGGUAUACAAGAAUUCAGCCUGAUGAUUCUGAAGGCUACAAGGCUGAAAAAAUAACAGGUCAUAUAGAACUUCAAGAUGUACAUUUUGCAUAUCCUGCUAGACCUGAUGUGAUGAUUUUCAAAGGCUUUUCUAUCAACAUUGAAGCUGGAAAAUCAAUAGCAUUGGUAGGGCAAAGUGGGUCUGGGAAAUCAACGAUUAUUAGUUUAAUCGAACGUUUUUAUGAUCCUUCAAAGGGUAUAGUAAAAAUUGAUGGCCGGGAUAUUAGAUCAUACAAUCUUAAAUCAUUGAGAAGGCACAUUGCACUUGUUAGUCAAGAGCCUACAUUAUUUGCUGGUACAAUUAGGGAAAACAUUAUUUAUGGUGUAGAUGACAACAUAGAUGAGUUUGAGAUAAUUGAGGCAGCUAAGGCCGCCAAUGCUCAUGAUUUCAUAGCUGGAUUGAAUGACGGAUAUGACACACGGUGUGGGGAAAGAGGAGUACAAUUAUCAGGAGGUCAAAAGCAACGUAUUGCGCUAGCUCGAGCAAUACUGAAAAAAGCUACAGUAUUACUAUUAGAUGAAGCAACUAGUGCGCUCGAUAGUCAAUCGGAGAAAGUAGUGCAAGAUGCGCUUGAGCACAUGAUGAUUGGAAGAACCACUGUAGUGGUAGCACAUAGAUUAAGUACUAUACAAAAUUGUGAUCUCAUUGCUGUAUUAGACAAAGGGCAGGUCAUCGAGAAAGGGAACCAACAUUCUUUGUUGGCCAAAGGAUCCACAGGAGCUUACUACUCGUUAGUUAACCUCCAAAGGAGAACAGAUACUAAUACUCAUUCAACGAUAAAUCAAAUUUAAAUUUUUGUUUC
Messenger RNA from Pistacia vera, 2546 nucleotides. RefSeq names its product ABC transporter B family member 15-like. Gene Ontology annotation, molecular function: ABC-type transporter activity; ATP binding; ATP hydrolysis activity. The record is from RefSeq and is a predicted model, not a curated record. Lineage: Eukaryota; Viridiplantae; Streptophyta; Magnoliopsida; Sapindales; Anacardiaceae. Gene Ontology annotation, cellular component: membrane. Gene Ontology annotation, biological process: transmembrane transport.